UUUAAAUUUGUUUCCCUGAUGGCAUCCGGUCUCAUACUUUUUUUUUUCACUUUUGUAUGUCUAACGCAUUGCAAAAUCUAUAGAGUUCAGCAGAGAAGUAUUUAAUGAAGAGAUUCCAUGGGUUUAAGCGUUAUAAUAAGGCUCUGUACCUUAUUUCCAGAAGAUAUGCAUCCAUAGAUUACCUUGUGGGAUCGAUACCGAAGCCUAGUCUGGUUCCUACAAUAAAGCCAUCUUCUAAACCCGAGCUAAAAAACUUACCUCCUAAAGAUAUUAGGAAACUUAUUAUUACUCCACUACAGUUGAAUGAUUAUUUCCGACAUGAGUUGUACCAGAAACCCAAAGCUCAACAAAUCACCCAAUCCCAGGCAAUAUUCAGCAGCACUAAGAAUAAACACGAAUGGUCGCAUGCCAAAUACGAUGAGAUUCCUGAUAUUAAAUAUAAUAGAUUGACUAAGUUGAAAGAAGACCAAUAUAAGAAAAUGGACAAGUAUAAAGCUAGCGAGUACCAUGAAACCUUUUUCAAUUCUAGAAAAACUUUUGGAAUUGUUCCUGAACAUUUGAAAGUUUUGCCAGAAGUGUUACUCUUAGGGCAUACCAAUUCUGGGAAAUCAUCACUUGUAAAUACCUUACUUCUUAAUAGAGAAGAAAACAAAUCGGUUAGUUCAGAGACCCAGCAUGCUUUUGUUUCGAAAAGAGCCGGUUAUACUAAAACUUUAAGCUCCUAUAACGUUGGUAAUAAAGUUCGUAUAAUCGAUAGUCCCGGUUAUGGGGAAUUUGGUGAUUCAAAACAAGGUGAGGUUGUUAUGGACUAUAUACAACAACGUCAAGUGUUAAGAAGAGCUUUUCUUCUCAUUGAUUCUAUCGAAGGAUUCCAAGAAGAAGACUUGGUAUUAAUCGAUAGUUUAAUUGAAGAAGGAGUUCCUUUCGAACUUAUUUUCACUAAAGUUGACGAAGUUAUACGCAAGAAUUUCAGCAAGCUCAAAUUGAAGCUCAACGGACCGCUUAGCCCAGAUCAAAGGCUUAAAAAUGGUGAACUUGUCAAACUUGGCAAUGAAAGGGUUAUUUCUCAUUUUGAUCGACUUUUAGAAGAGAAUGGAGUAAAAGAUUUAGUAACGGUUCCAAAACUUCUUUUCAAUAACGGACAAACCAACGAUUAUAUUGCAAUGAGACAUGGCUAUAAAGAGAUUAGGCUAGCUAUUCUACAAAGUUGUGGGAUAAUCGAGUGA
Messenger RNA from Hyphopichia burtonii NRRL Y-1933, 1226 nucleotides. RefSeq lists its product as uncharacterized. Gene Ontology annotation, cellular component: mitochondrion. The record is from RefSeq and is a predicted model, not a curated record. Gene Ontology annotation, molecular function: GTP binding. The transcript has a single exon. NCBI's taxonomy places the organism in Eukaryota, Fungi, Ascomycota, Pichiomycetes, Serinales, Debaryomycetaceae. Bases 105 to 1226 code for a protein of 373 amino acids.